AUGGGACAAAUUCUAUCCAAUCCAGUCAUUGAUAAAGAACAUCAUUCUGGUACAGAUCUUCUCACUGCAUUUGGUCUUUGUGCCAUGCAAGGGUGGCGUAUGUCGAUGGAGGAUUCACAUAUUGUGGAACCCAAUGUGAUGGCAAGUUCCGAUAAAGAUCAUGUGGCCUUUUAUAGUGUCUUUGAUGGACAUGGUGGGUCAGGAGUUGCGGAAUACUGUGGUGCUAGAGUUGCUUCCAUCUUACAAGAACAAGAGUCGUUUAAGAAGGGUAAUCUUACGCAGGCAUUGAUCGAUACUUAUUUGAAUACUGAUGAGGCAUUAUUGAAGGAUCCCGUGUUGAGAAAUGAUCAUAGUGGGUGUACUGCUACUUCUAUAAUCAUAUCGAAGUUGCAAAAAUUAUUAAUUUGUGCUAAUUCAGGGGACAGUAGAACUGUGCUUUCAACAAAGGGUUUUGCCAAGGCUUUAUCUUAUGAUCAUAAACCCACUUUGGCAAGUGAAAAAUCUCGUAUUAUUGCUGCUGAGGGGUUUGUGGAAAUGGAUCGUGUUAAUGGUAAUUUAGCCUUAUCAAGAGCUCUUGGUGAUUUUGAAUUUAAAAAUAAUAAGAAAUUAGGUCCUCAUGAACAAAUUGUCACUUGUGUUCCAGAUAUAUUAGCUCACGAAUUAAAUUAUGAAGAGGAUGAGUUUGUCAUUCUUGCCUGUGAUGGUAUUUGGGAUUGUUUAUCAUCUCAAGAAUGUGUUGAUUUAGUUCAUUAUGGUAUCAGCCAAGGUGAUAUGUCAUUAAAUGAUAUUUCAUCACGUAUUAUUGAUGUUUGUUGUUCUCCAACGACGGAAGGUACGGGUAUAGGUUGUGAUAAUAUGAGUAUUGUCAUUGUAGCGUUACUAAAGGAUGGUGAAUCUAUAGAUAGUUGGUUCACACGUAUAAGAGGCAAGAAUUAUUCCAAACCUAUUUCAUUUGCCCUAAAGAGAAGAGUUAUCUAUAAUUAUUUUGAAUUCCCCGCAGAUGAUUCCUCUGUGUUUGAUAUAACCACUAAGAAACCACAAGAUCGUUUUAAUCAAGAUUCCAAUCAUGAAUAUGGUGAUGAUAGUAUGGAUGUGGAUGAAACGGAUGUGGAUGCAGAUGGUGAACCAGGCAACUCCAAACGUGUUGGUACGACAGGUCGUAGUGCUCCAGUAGAUUUAUUCUCUUUAGAAGCUUUAUUAGGAGCCGGUAUUCAAGUAACCCCUGGUCCAGACAAUGUAUCCUACAUUGCUGGCUCUGCUCUUUCUGAAGUAUUGAAUUCUCUAAAUAGAGCUGCUCAUACUGAAACUGGUGCGCGUGCUACUGCUACUACUGCGGAGGCUAAAGACCUGCAAGAAGAAGAUACGGAAAGUAGUCCGAUUGAGGAUGAGAAGAUUAAAGAAAUAGAAUAA
Molecule: messenger RNA, 1410 nt
Organism: Naumovozyma castellii
Lineage: Eukaryota; Fungi; Ascomycota; Saccharomycetes; Saccharomycetales; Saccharomycetaceae
Gene: PTC2
Product: type 2C protein phosphatase PTC2
Exons: 1
Coding region: 1-1410 (469 amino acids)
Source: RefSeq, a predicted model, not a curated record